Molecule: messenger RNA, 1911 nt
Organism: Pelodiscus sinensis (Chinese soft-shelled turtle)
Lineage: Eukaryota; Metazoa; Chordata; Testudines; Trionychidae
Source: RefSeq, a predicted model, not a curated record
AUGGUGCCAAACUCGGCUUAAGGAUAGAGACUUCCAUAUAAGGAUACUAUUACCAUCAGAUUUUCAGUUGAAAAAUGCAAGGAUACAAUGUAGCUGGCAUCUAAAAAGAGUAUUGCAUGGAUAUCACCAGAUUGUGAAACAGAGAUUGCAACACUGUUCUGAUCUGGUCACUUUUAUGGUGGAGCUUAAAACUAUUUUGGAAGCUGCUCUAAAGAAUGCACAAGAGCUGCAUGUACCCCCGCCUCCAGAAUACUACUCAUCUCUUGUCAGAGAUAUAGAAACAUUGGGUUGGGAUAAAGUCGUAUAUAUAGAUACUGGCCUUAAUACCAUCAAGCUAAAAGGAGAAGACUCUUGUGGCCGACAGCAUCUAAUCACACUGAAGUUAAAUGCAAAGUAUCCUGCAGAACCACCAGAUUGCUUUGUAGACUUCCCUGUUGAAUUUGCUGUGUCUUGGAUUCCACAGAGCUCCUUAAUAGACAUUUAUAGUCAAUUCUUGGCAGCAUUAGAAUCACUAAAAGAAUUCUGGAAUGCCAUGGAUGAAAUUGAUAAAAUGACUUGGGUACUUGAGCCAGAAAACCCCACGCGGAGUGCUACAAUGAGAAGAAUUGCAAUAGGAAACAAUGUCUCUGUAAACUUAGAGGUAGAUCCCAGACAUCCAACUACGCUUCCUGAGUGUUACUUUCUUGGAGCAGAUCAUGCGGUAAAUCCUUUGAGAACUAAGCUGAACAACAACAUGCACUUGUGGGAUCCUGAUAUCACCCUAAUACAAAAUUUGAAAGAUGUUUUAGAAACUGAUUUUCCAUCUCGUGCUAUGCUAGAAAAGACUGAGGAGGUAGUGUGGAGUGGAGUGCUGUUCACCAUUGGUUCAGCUCGCGAUGGAUGCAUUAGUGCUGGGCUGGGGAGUGCACAUUGGCAACUUGAGGACACAAGGAUUUCACUAUGGACUGUGGUAUCUGUUAUGCUUAUCGACUUGAUGGUGCUCUUCCAGACCAAGUGUGUAGCGAUUCCCGAUGUGGGCAACCUUUCCACCAGGCUUGCUUGUUUGAGUGGUUACAAGGUCUUCCUUCUAGCAGACAGAGUUUUAAUGUCAUCUUUGGUGAAUGUCCAUAUUGUAACAAGCCAAUCUCAGUGAAAAUGUCUAUGAAGAAACUUUGAAAAAAAACCGUAUACAACUCUGACCGAAUGACACUUCACGUAAACUUGAAGACAUUUUAAAUGGUGACAUCAAAGAAAACACAAUGCAAGGAAUAUUAAUAUCAGAAGUACAAGUAUGGCCAUACUGUAUCGAUACCUCUCUUCAGUAAAUGCAAGCUUUAAAGUUCUGGACACAGAAAAACUACUAAAAUCUCUACUACGUUCUUGCAAAGAUAGCGGAGAAUAUGUAAGCCUGUUUUGUUGUUGUUCCUUGUUAUCUUCCCAGUAAUCGGUUUGGGGACAGUGCCUGUGUAGUUGUCUUACGGGGUUUUCCUGCAAGGGGGAAAAAUAUACAAAUGUUUCCAGUGUUAAACUGAGCGGAAAUCUGAAUCAGAAUAACAAAGAUUAAAAUAUUCUGUUGCACUAAAUACCAAAGAACUACAAUGAAAGAACAAAUUCUGACAAGCUUUCAGCAAGCUUUCCGAGUAAUAUGCUGAGCUACUAGGAGUAGAGAUUUAAUGCCUCUAGGUUUUUCUGAACAUUCUGUCAGGCAGCUAGCAUUCAAAACUUGAUUAAACAUACAAAUGCAGCAGUGGUCCUAUCUACAAAUUAAUGUGUGUUUGGUUUUAUAAUGUAGGCUAAAGUCUUAUGGGAAAAAAUCAUGUUUAAUAGCAACAUCUAAAAUGUUCUAAUACCUUUAUCGUUGUCGUCAACAUUGAAAAUACAUAAACAUUUACAAUGUUAUUGCUAAUAAACUACUAUAUACGCAUUUUAAAA